This is a messenger RNA of Erinaceus europaeus (western European hedgehog), 3149 nucleotides long. It is a transcript of the gene TBC1D15, whose product is annotated as TBC1 domain family member 15. Gene Ontology annotation, molecular function: GTPase activator activity. The record is from RefSeq and is a predicted model, not a curated record. Bases 115 to 2055 code for a protein of 646 amino acids. NCBI's taxonomy places the organism in Eukaryota, Metazoa, Chordata, Mammalia, Eulipotyphla, Erinaceidae. Gene Ontology annotation, biological process: activation of GTPase activity. The transcript has 18 exons.
CGCCUCUCCCCGCCCUUUUCCCUCCCGGAUAUCAGUAGAGUUUCGCCGGAUGUUGUUGUGAGUUCGAGAGACACGUGAGGUAGUGCUACGUCAUCACAGGCACGCGCAGGAAAUAUGGCGGCUGCGGGUGUAGUGAGCGGGAAGAUUAUUUAUGAACAGGAAGGAGUCUAUAUUCACUCAUCUGGAAAGAUCAAUGACCAAGACAGUUUGAUUGCAGGAAUACUGCGUGUUUUAGAAAAGGAUGCUGAAGUAAUAUUGGAUUGGAGACCAUUGGAUGAUGCAUUAGAUUCUUCAAGUAUUCUCUAUGCUAGGAAGGACUCCAGUUCAGUAGUAGAAUGGACCCAGACCCCAAAAGAAAGAACUCAUCGAGGAUCGGAACAUUGGAGCAGUUAUGAAGCAGAGUGGGACAUGAUUAAUGCAGUUUCAUUUAAAAAGAAGCCACAUACCAAUGGAGAGACAGAGAAACUACGAGAGAAGGGGGAGAUAGAGAGGAAGAGAGACAGAGAUACACCUGCAGACCUGCUUUACCGCCUAUCUCCACAGGAUAAAAGAAUACUUCUUGUGAAUUGUCAGAAUAAGAGCCUUUCACAAUCUUUUGAAAAUCUUCUUGAUGAGCCAGCAUAUGGUUUAAUACAGGCAGGACUGCCUGACAGAAGAAAGCUGUUGUGGGCUGUUCACCAAUGGAAAAAAAUUAAAAAGGAUCCUUAUACGGCAACCAUGGUAGGAUUUUCCAAAGUCACAAACUACAUUUUUGAUAGUUUAAGAGGCAAUGAUUCCUCUACACAUCAACGACCACCUUCAGAAAUGGCAGAUUUUCUUAGUGAUGCCAUUCCAGGUUUAAAGAUAAAUCAACAAGAAGAGCCAGGAUUUGAAGUCAUCACAAGGAUUGAUUUGGGAGAAAGACCAGUUGUACAAAGAAGAGAGCCAGUAUCACUAGAAGAAUGGACUAAGAACAUUGAUUCUGAAGGAAGAAUUUUAAAUGUAGAGAAUAUGAAGCAGAUGAUAUUUAGAGGGGGACUUAGUCAUGUGUUGAGAAAGCAAGCAUGGAAAUUUCUCUUGGGCUAUUUUCCUUGGGACAGUACCAAGGAGGAAAGAACUCUAUUACAAAAACAAAAAACUGAUGAGUACUUCAGGAUGAAGCUACAGUGGAAAUCUGUCAGUGAGGAACAAGAGAAGAGAAAUUCAAGGCUAAGAGACUAUAGAAGUCUUAUAGAAAAAGAUGUUAACAGAACAGAUCGAACAAACAAGUUUUAUGAAGGCCAAGAUAAUCCAGGGUUGAUUCUACUUCAUGACAUUUUGAUGACCUACUGUAUGUAUGAUUUUGACUUAGGAUAUGUGCAAGGAAUGAGUGACUUACUUUCUCCUCUUUUAUAUGUGAUGGAAAAUGAAGUGGAUGCUUUUUGGUGCUUUGCCUCUUACAUGGACCAGAUGCAUCAAAAUUUUGAAGAACAAAUGCACAGCAUGAAGACCCAACUAAUUCAGCUAAGUACCUUACUUCGAUUGUUGGAUAGUGGAUUCUGCAGUUACUUAGAAUCUCAGGACUCUGGAUACCUUUAUUUUUGCUUCAGAUGGCUUUUAAUUAGAUUUAAAAGGGAAUUUAGUUUUCUAGAUAUUCUUCGGUUGUGGGAGGUAAUGUGGACUGAACUACCAUGUAAAAACUUCCAUCUUCUUCUCUGCUGUGCUAUUCUGGAAUCAGAAAAGCAGCAAAUAAUGGAAAAACACUAUGGUUUUAGUGAAAUACUUAAGCAUAUCAAUGAAUUAUCUAUGAAAAUUGAUGUGGAAGAUGUACUGUGCAAAGCAGAGGCAAUUUCUCUACAGAUGGUAAAAUGCAAGGAAUUGCCACAAGCAGUUUGUGAAAUCCUAGGACUUCAGGACAGUGAGGUUACAACGCCUGAUUCAGACACUGGUGAAGAUGAAAAUGCUGGCAUAAUCAGUUGUCCCACAUCUGCAUUUCAGAGUAACUCCCUGCCUACUCAUGCUGCCACUGGCUCCAGAGAUGACAGUCCAACACAGAUAUUAGCACCGCCAAAUGUCAGCAGAUUAACAUCUGCAUGAUCAUUAUUCAUAAAGUGUUGAAGAGACAUUUUAUUGCAGCUUAUUUUCAAGUACUUGAAAAGGUGGAAAUGUAAAAUCUUGGUAUUGAUCAUGCUUUAAGAGUUAUGGAAAGAAGUGUACUGAUAUUCUUGCAUUAAAGCUUUACAAAGAUUUAAACUAAUUAUUUUUGUAGUUACUUUUACCAAAUAGCCUUUCCUUUUCAGUAACAUUCCUUAGUAUUUUUAUAGCCAAGUACAUUUUAUUUUCUUGCUGAUGAACUGGAAUUAGAUAAAUAUUACAAGUGGAUGAGUUGAAAUUAUGCACUUUGGAAAACAUUCACUUUGUUUACUCUAAGCUUCAUGGGUUUUGGAUUUGAUUAAAUUAAAUAUUGAGUCUAUAGUAUUGUAAGCUGGGAAGUAGGUUGUUAUUCAGUGACAAAAUAAAAUAAUUUGUUUUUCUCUGUUUACAACAAUACUCAGCUUAAAUAUUUAUGCUGGUAAUGUGAUUUAAAUUGGACAUUUUCAUCAGUGCAAUUGAAUGUGUAAGGAGCUAUUUCAACCACACUAACUGAAUUGGCAGUAUAUUUUUUACAUUGGACUUUUUCUUCAAUUGUACAUAAAGACUAUAUAAAUACUUAUUUAUGAGUAUAAGAAAGGAUAGGCAUAUUUUCUUUAACUGAAUGAACUUGAACAUUGAUUUAUAUAACCUGGUUUGACAAAAUUAAUACAUAACUUCAAUAUGAAAUCUUUUUCAAAACUAUUUUCUUAACCAAACAUUUAUUUCAUUAGACUACAUUCAACACUGUAUCUGGUGUAAUUUUAAAAUUAAUUGCUUGUAACCUCACUUUACUAAUAAUGUUUAUUAUCUUUCCUAAUGAUGCAUUAAUUGAUUAAUCAGGUCUUCAUGUUUUUAUAAAUACUCUUGGCAAAAGCUUGUCAGAAAAUUCAAGAUACCAUUAUCACGAGUCUCAAGAUCUUUUGUAUAUGGAUGAAACAGUUGUUUUUACCAUGCAUUGCUGCAUGAUUUAAAGUUAUGUGGAAUUAACAUAACUGAUUCCAUUUUAUUUGUAAUUUGUUAACUCUUGUACAUAUCAUUAAAAUAAAUUUGAAGUUGAA